AUGGAGCGGCCGAGUACAAAACAUUUAGUUGUUCAAAAACAGGACGAACGCGAGAUUCAGCUGGGUUAUAGUUCCAGUAAACCAAUGUCUACUACACGAAUCGGCGAUGCACCAGCCACCAUGGCGGUUCCCACAGGACGGACGAGACGUGGGUCGAUUUUCGUAUCAGCGUUGGCAUCCGAAACGCUCAGUACAUCACCCGGCAUGGAGUAUUCAGGAUCUAUGAUUGUACGCUCCGGUAGAACGAAUGUUGCCGGAAACGCAACCUUCACUGGGACCUCUCCUGAUCAGACGGUAGCAAUGGAAGGAGUUAUUGUGACACCGUUUGCUCAAGUACUAGUUAGCCUACAAAGGAUUCGGCACGCUUUUAUCCGACUCACCUCAGCACAGAGCACACACCGGUAA
Molecule: messenger RNA, 405 nt
Organism: Opisthorchis viverrini
Lineage: Eukaryota; Metazoa; Platyhelminthes; Trematoda; Opisthorchiida; Opisthorchiidae
Exons: 3
Coding region: 1-405 (134 amino acids)
Source: RefSeq, a predicted model, not a curated record